This is a messenger RNA of Acanthaster planci (crown-of-thorns starfish), 2758 nucleotides long. Its product is annotated as proline-rich protein 5-like. The record is from RefSeq and is a predicted model, not a curated record. Gene Ontology annotation, biological process: TORC2 signaling. Gene Ontology annotation, cellular component: TORC2 complex. Lineage: Eukaryota; Metazoa; Echinodermata; Asteroidea; Valvatida; Acanthasteridae.
ACUGUUCAGAUGGAAGGAGCGAUAACCACCUUCUUUCUGGCGCGCAACUAGACAACAAAACCAUAAAAUCGGCUUCCAAAUGACUGCUCUUUGACCUCGGUAAAUUAUUAAUGAAACUCUUGUCUCCUUUGACAGUGAGUCGACAGCAGAAAUUUUGAAAAGAUGCAUAUCGGCAGUCAUAAUUUUGGAAAUGACGGAAGGAAUUACAACAUCAGUUUUUGUGUGACGUGCUAGGCCUGCACCACCUGUUCUUACGCACGCAGCACGGCUGUCAUUGCCACAAACAACCGAUAUCUGUCUGAUAAAAUCCACAGAUAGGGACAUCGUGUGUUGCGUUGUUGGCGAAGCGCAUUAAGAUUGACUUUGACCGUCAAUUACAAAGUACAAAAGGUUAAUAUUGUCUCUGACCGUCUUAAAAGAUGUGAUAAUUGGAACUUAGGGAUUUCGUUCCAACUGUACCAGUUUGCAUGAAGUUGUAUAAGGUAUGUAGUGCAGCGUGAAUGCGGUGUUAAUUUCUUGGCAGAGGCCCAGUAUCUCCCGUGACUUAAGCAUCAUGCCGCCUUCAAACUUCUCAGGCGUGAAAUCAACGGUCUUUCCCUUUAUAAAGGUUUCCAGUGUGACUUUAUCUGACAACGGUCUGUACUUCAGAAUCACCAUUGUUACCAGGAGACAAUAAAACCCUCCAAGAAUAGACUGGGUGGUACUAUUUUUAAACGCGACGACGCAUCCUAUUCAAAUAAGGCACCUUGAAUAGUCGGCAUGAUUAGCCGGUCACGGCAGUCACUGGCGAACAUCGCCCCACCGUCAGCACUCAUGAGCAGCCUGGGUCAUCGCCAGGGUUCGCAGGGCGACAUCAGCCGGGCGCUCUUCGGCAAGGUGAAGGGAGUGAACGCUAGCGCGCGGAGGGGCUCCGCCAUGGCCGUCAUGCAGCGGUCUGACGAGACCGCCAUCAAGUCCCAACAGGUGCUGGGAUUACGGAACGACGACUGGAACAGUGUGCAGAAGAAGGUGCUCUCCAUUUUCAGAGGCGGGAAACUGGCUCCAGGUGAACUAGACGAUCUCAACGAGCAGGUCAGGGCCGCGUUGAAGUCAGAAAUUGGUGAAUUUAUAACAGAUUACUACAAGAAAAACCUCCUUCGCCGAGGAAUGGAUCUAAUGUACAGCUCCAUAAUUACUGAAGACGGUCCCCAACUUUUAGCCAGUUUGGCCAAACAAUGGAAUAAAUUCUUCUGUGAGGUCCUUCCCACCUUGCGAGCAAUAUUCUGUCCUGUUCAGACAAAAGGACUGACGAUUUUACAGUUGAGCCUUUUGGGGUUUCGGGACCACAUUGUCUUAAAGCUGCAUACACUCAAGGACGCCCUCUCGGCCGAUCGAGCGGCGGUUCCCAACGAGAUAGUCCAGAUGCUGCUGCACCUACAGAGCGUGCGCGAGAGCGGCUACCCGUCGGAGGAACACCUCCAUAUUGAAUCCUUGGUUGCGAAGGUGGUCUGCCCCUACCUAGGAACGAAAGGCCUGUACCUGGGAGGAGAUGAACCCGUAGUGGCCGCCAAAAUACAGCAGCCCAUGGUCCACGACUCCAUGCGAAGGAGACAGGAAAACGGCAGAGCGCAUCGAACCAGGCCGACUAGCCUUCAGUUCACUGAACCGCCCUCAUCCCGCUCCACCAGCGACAUCCUGUCUUCACCCCUCCGUGACACCCCGACCAUGUCCCCGCGGGAGCACUCGGCUAGUCUCGGUGCCCUCCGGAGAUCACCGAACACGCGCCGCAGGGGCAGUCACCAGCUGUCGUCGCUGGAGACCUUACUGGAGGACGAGAAAAAGCGAAGCCACGAAAUGACAGACCACGAGUGCUGAUCACGACGAUUAGUGACGAUAAUCGUAAACAUUCCAUGGCGACAGGCCAACAAGAUCAAAUUCCGCCCAGCAAGCAGUUGCAUUGACUGGCGAAUGACGGUAUGUGCUGGGUCGUUAAUCGCUUAAUAGUUGGACUUGCCAUUUUCCUCAAGUUCUUUAUGACAGUCAGAAUAUUUCCUUUUCCGUGACCUGCACAGACAUCAAAUAUUACUGUUCCACCUUUUGUUUGGUUUAUCGUUUGUUUGCUCACAGUGACUUUGUUUUUCGUUAAGUUGUUUCUAGUUCCAGCAUAUCCUGGCUUCGUUUACGAUUCGAGUCUCAACAGUGUGGCCCCACCUGUGACCUAUUGUUGACUUUAUUGGCGUAGUAAUUCACUUCAUGUUACACAUUUGUUAUUAAGGUACAUGGUGACCCAAAUUGAAUCAUCAUGCAGUCAACUUCAAACUUGGUCCAACAUUGUCCAUGCAUCCCUCUAACACUUCAAAGACCAAUGCAGAGACUGACUACAUUAAACUUCACACAGCCGAACAGGCUAGGUCUCUGCUGACUGAUAGAUGAAUACAAGGAAAGUUCAUAUUUUCACUCCCCAAAUCAUUGUGGUCGCAACAUGUUCAAUCACCAUUUUGUAUAUAGGCCCUAGACUCAUGAAAAAAAUCUAUGGCUAGCUCUCCCCUAUCCCUUCAAAACAAAAUACUAUGCAAAUUGGUAAUUCUCAAUACUCACUCCUGGUCAGUUAAGUUUUUCACUAUUUAUUCAGCUUGCCCACUUACGUCGCUUCAGAACCAAUUAUAAUUUUGAAUGUAUAUUUCAAGAAAUUUACUGUAUAAAAUAUGCCCGUUUGUGUUCUGUUAUAUGAACAAGAAUUGAAUAAAUUAUUUAUGUAAAUUUUGUGAGGUUGUUAAAA